Messenger RNA from Drosophila novamexicana, 1612 nucleotides. RefSeq names its product histone-lysine N-methyltransferase SMYD3 (gene Smyd3). Gene Ontology annotation, cellular component: nucleus. Lineage: Eukaryota; Metazoa; Arthropoda; Insecta; Diptera; Drosophilidae. Gene Ontology annotation, molecular function: protein binding. The transcript has 5 exons. The coding region runs from base 190 to 1539 and encodes 449 amino acids. The record is from RefSeq and is a predicted model, not a curated record.
GCGGCCAAAACGUGCUGCUGUUUUGCUUUUGCUUGCGUAAAUUGUGUUUUGUUUGUGCCGCCCGUGCGCUAAAUAUAGAAAUAGGUGCCGCAAAAGCAUUCGAAAUUUGAAUAUAGGAAAAUGCAAUAUUAAUUUAAGCUGCUGGCAGGUGUGCGUUCUCUAUUCAUUAUGUUUUAAGCACUGGCCGCAAUGGAAUUGCCUGCAACGUCCUCAACCACAAGGCUGGAAAUCAAACGUGGUACGCGCAUUUUAACCGAAAAGCCCUUUGCCUAUGUGCUCAAGUCUAAAUAUCGGCUGGAGCGCUGCGACAAUUGCCUGGAGGCGGUUAAGGUGCUCAAGUGCUCCAAUUGCCGUUAUGUGUCAUAUUGCAAUCGCGCCUGCCAGCAACAGGCCUGGCCGCUGCACAAGCACGAAUGCCCCUUCCUCAAGCGCGCCCUGCCCCGCAUUGUGCCCGAUGCGGCGCGCAUGCUGUGCCGCCUGAUACUGCGCCUGGAGCACGGCGGCGAUCUGGAGCGUGGCUACUACACGGCGCAUGGAUCGCGCAAGUUUCGCGAUUUGAUGUCGCAUUACGCGGAGAUCAAGAACGAUCCGAAGCGUCGCGAGCAUCUGGAAGCAUUGCACGCCGUGCUCACGGACAUGAUGACCGACAGCAGCAGCGGCAGCACAGUGCCCAAUCCCACCGAACUGAUGAGCAUUUAUGGCCGUCUCAUAACGAACGGCUUCAAUAUACUGGACGCCGAGAUGAACUCCAUAGCGACUGCCAUUUAUUUGGGCGUAUCCAUUACGGAUCACAGCUGCCAGCCGAACGCUGUGGCCACAUUUGAGGGCAACGAGCUGCAUGUGCACGCCAUUGAGGAUUUGCCGUGCCUCGACUGGUCCAAGAUCUACAUUAGUUACAUCGAUCUGCUCAAUACGCCCGAACAGCGACGCGCCGAUCUCAAGGAGCAUUAUUAUUUUCUGUGCGUCUGCAGCAAGUGCAUUGAUCCCCAGGAGAUGCACGAAAUGACCGCCGCCGUCUGUCCCAAUGCCAGCUGCGAUGCCAGCGUCAACAUUGAGCUGGCCAAGUGUCAAAGCUGCGAUGCCAGCGUUACGCCGGAACUACGUACCGCCUACAAUGAGAUCAUGUCGCUGACGCAGAGCAGCCUGGACUCCAUGAAGGAGGUGGCGUAUCUGGACGUGUGCAAGGUCUGCCUGGCGAAGCAGCGUGGCGUGCUGCAUCCGCUGAACGUUUGGCACGUGAAGACGUUGGACGCGGCCUUCGAGGCUGCCAUCAAUGUGGGCAAGUGGACAGACGCGCUGGAGUAUGGGCAGCAGCUGUUGCCCGGCUUUGCCAAGUACCAUGGCGCCUGGAACCCGCUGUUGGGCCUGCUGCACAUGAAGCUGGGCAAGAUACAGCUGUAUGAGCGCAACUACAAGCAAGCGGUUUAUCAUUUGCAGGAGGCGCAGCGCAUAUUGAACGUGACACAUGGCCGGGAUCAUCGGCUGCUGUUGGAGCAGCUCCAUCCGCUCAUGCUGCAGGCCAGGCACGAGAUGAGCUGAGCUGAGCUGAACAAGAUUUAAUGUUAGUUUGUACGCUUGAUUCAAAUGUAUUUGCAUUAAAAUUAACACACUA